CAGAGCGUUUGUGUCUAACUAUGGCGAAGUCGAUGUAUCUGCUGUGGGGGUCGGGAUCCCCUCCCUGCUGGCGCCUCAUGAUCACCCUGGAGGAGAAGAAACUACAGGGAUACAAACAAAAACUGCUGUCUUUUGAGAAAGAGGAGCAUAAAUCUAAAGAGGUUUUGGAAAUCAACCCCAGAGGACAGCUUCCUACCUUCAAACAUGGAGACGACAUAAUCAAUGAGUCUACUGGAGCGUGUUUAUACCUGGAGAAUCAGUUCAAGUCUCAGGGCAACAAGCUGAUCCCUGACAGUCCUGCAGAACAAGCUCUGAUGUACCAACGGAUGAUGGAGGGUCUCACUCUAAUUGAGAAACUAAACUUGGUUGCCUUCUAUGACUUCUACGCCCCUGAAGGGGAGCGCCAUGACUCUGCUCUGAAGAGAAACAAGGACAAUCUGGUCACUGAGCUUAAACUCUGGGAGAGCUACCUGGAGAACGUGGCUGCAGGCCGUUACCUAGCAGGAGGAUUCUCCUUAGCCGAUGUUGUCGUCUUUCCAAGCGUUGCUUACGCCUUCCGUUAUGGGCUGUCAGUGGAACGAUACCCCAAACUGGCCAAAUACUACAGCCUUCUGAAAGACAGACCCAGCAUCAAAGCUACUUGGCCCCCAAAGUGGUUCCAAAUCGAGCAAAGAUCUGAAAGCCUGAAGGAUAUCUGAACAACGAAAAUACAGUCUUCAUCUUUACUUAACGUACUGCUUUUUCUGAAAUUACAAACUUAAUGUAGCAUGACUACUUUACCUUGUUCAUACAGGUCAAUCAUCACAUGUUUUCUCUGCUUGAGGAUAAUUUGUCAGGUCAGAUGUGUCGUGCGGGUUUUACUUACAAAGUUGAAUUCAGAUGAACAAAAAAAGUGGGACUAAUGAGUUCAUUGACUAAUUACUAAAUGGAUGUUAUGCUUUGUCACUCAAUAAAGUCAUUUCAAAACGG
This is a messenger RNA of Poecilia reticulata (guppy), 969 nucleotides long. Its product is annotated as glutathione S-transferase A-like. Gene Ontology annotation, biological process: glutathione metabolic process; L-phenylalanine catabolic process. Gene Ontology annotation, molecular function: glutathione transferase activity; maleylacetoacetate isomerase activity. Gene Ontology annotation, cellular component: mitochondrion. The record is from RefSeq and is a predicted model, not a curated record. NCBI's taxonomy places the organism in Eukaryota, Metazoa, Chordata, Actinopteri, Cyprinodontiformes, Poeciliidae.